UGGGAGCUGUUUCUUUAAGAAGCCAGCGUGUCGUGGCUGUACAAACAAAUGACGCAACAAAGACGGAAGUAAUUGGUCCUGUUUUGAUCUUUUUUUAAAUCGUGACAACAACAGCUGCGUGAAUGGCGGCUGUCGAUGAUUUGCAGUUUCAAGAAUUUGAUGAUGCCGAAAACCUGCUUGUAGCCAACCGGGAUGCCACCACUAUCAGCAUUGGAGAUCUGAAUGAGAAACCCACCAACCAACGGAGAUCCUUGGGAAACUCGCCAAGAGAGGAAGAUGAUGACCUGCUGGGAAAUGCCGACUCGGAUAAAACGGAGUUGCUUGCAGGUCAGAAGAAAAGUGCGGCCUUCUGGACAUUUGAAUACUAUCAGAAUUUUUUUGAUGUGGAUACAUGUCAGGUCCUGGAUAGAAUAAAAGGUUCGGUUUUACCGUUGCCUGGUAAAAACUUUGUGCGGCUGUACAUACGGAGUAAUCCAGAUCUGUAUGGUCCCUUCUGGAUUUGUGCCACACUAGUAUUUGCUAUUGCCAUCAGUGGAAACAUCUCAAAUUUCUUGGUGCACCUGGGCCAACCUCAGUACCACUAUAUGCCUGAAUUUAGGAAAGUAACUAUUGCUGCCACUGCCAUUUACAGCUAUGCAUGGCUGGUUCCUCUAGCUCUGUGGGGCUUUCUGAUGUGGAGAAACAGCAAAGUCAUGAACAUAGUCUCCUAUUCCUUCCUGGAAAUUGUGUGUGUCUAUGGCUAUUCACUAUUUAUUUAUAUUCCAGCAGCAGUACUGUGGAUUAUUCCAGUUGAAUGGGUGAGAUGGAUUACAAUUCUAGUUGCCAUGUGCCUGUCGGGAUCAGUUUUAGUAAUCACAUUUUGGCCUGCUGUUCGAGAUGACCACCGCAGGAUUGCCAUUGCUACUAUUUCAGCCAUUAUAAUUCUUCAUGCCCUGCUCGCUGUUGGCUGUAAGGCAUACUUUUUUGACGCUCCACAAAUAGAAGUCCCAGGUCUCUCUGAUAGCAUUGCCUCAGGUAACAGGACAGUGACAGCUGUGAAGACACACUAAUGAAACGAGUGCCUAGGUUCUGUUGAUGGUUGCCUUAUCAGAAAGAAGUUACUCGGAAGAGUAAACGCAGCUGCAAUGGUAUGGACUUCAAGCGCCUUAAAGAUGUGUUGGGAUAAAAAAAAAAAAAAAAAAAAGUAACUUUAGGAAAAAAAAGUUAGAUAGUACAGAACAAGCAAUAUAUGUGUUUGAUGUAAAUAAUAUAAUGAUAAAAGGCUUGCAUAUUUAUUGGCUGUAUAAAACAGUUUUUGUUAUAGUUGGCUUUUGCUUUAAAUUUCACUCUGUAUAGUGUUUAUUUUACUAAGUUCACCAACUUCAGUCAGCAUUUUAUGUUUGCCGUGUAAUCUGUUGUGCAAAAUACAGUGUUUACUUUGGCUGCUUAUUUCCUGUUGUUAAUCUUCAACCAUUUUAGCACACAUGUAAUUAUACUGUAUGUAAAUGGAGAAAAUACAAUACAAAACAUACAUAUACCCUAUGACCAUAAAUAACAACAAAAAAUGGCAGUUACUUAUGUACCAUUGCAGAAAUGUUAUGAGGAUACAUCAUUUUAAAAGUGGAAAACUCUUUACUUUAUUUGAGCCUUAAAUGAAACACAAGCUUUUCACUUAUUUAUUUUUCUUCUUGUUAUCAUGUUUUUUUUUUUUUUUUUUUUUUUUUUUUUUAGAAACUAUUUUGUAUUAAACCUAGUCUCUUAUGUGGAGUAUCAAAGCAAGGUGAUAUUCGAACCGAACAUUUGCGGUGGUGUUAGAAUCAGGUUGUGGGGCAUUCUGUUCCAGUGUAAGUAGUAACAAGAAAUAGUAUGUGUUACCACAAAGUCUGUUUUAAGCAUUAACUCUCUUCACCUUGGACUAAUUCAAAUUAUAGCACCUGCACAUUUGGCUGUAUGUUACAGAGUAUAAUGAAAAUACAUCUAGGAGACUUAGUAAUAAAUAUGAUUUCUUACAACUUUAUGAUGAUGCUUGGCUGGAAAUAUAAAUUGUAAUUAGCAAAAAAAGAUACAAUGGUUGUCAUUUAAUUCUGUGAACACUAGCUAAUUGUGGUUAUUCUAGCCUUCAGCUUUGAAUUACAGGGGUGUUUGUCAUCAUCUGUAAUUAUUUAGAUAGGGAUCAGAGUCAGAUGAACAGUAUAAAUACUGUAAACCAACGUACUGCACAGUCUAAGUACGGAAGGUGUCUUUAAUCCAAGGAACAAGAAUUUGGUUCCUACAGCUUUUUUUUGCUAGGGUAGGACUACUUUCUUCUGCUCCAUCUUGCACGUAUGUAUAUGAAGUGUAUUUGAUGUACCCUAAUGGAAUCAUAUAAGUAGAAUAAUGCAUGAGUUUUAUUAUUGGGGAACUGUUUAAAUGCUGUUUUUUUUUAAUUAAAUAUAGCCUUUUGUCUUAUACAA
This is a messenger RNA of Polyodon spathula (Mississippi paddlefish), 2432 nucleotides long. RefSeq names its product Yip1 domain family, member 1 (gene yipf1). The coding region runs from base 123 to 1049 and encodes 308 amino acids. NCBI's taxonomy places the organism in Eukaryota, Metazoa, Chordata, Actinopteri, Acipenseriformes, Polyodontidae. The transcript is spliced from 10 exons. Gene Ontology annotation, molecular function: small GTPase binding. Gene Ontology annotation, biological process: vesicle-mediated transport. The record is from RefSeq and is a predicted model, not a curated record. Gene Ontology annotation, cellular component: Golgi apparatus; membrane.